AUGUCUAAACAAAUAAAAUUAUUUUUGUUUUUAACAUUUCUUCAAUUAAUAACAAUAAUUUAUAUAAAUGCCCAAUUUAAUUAUAAUCAAAGAGGAGGUACUUGUUGUUGCUGUAGUGAAUAUGCGCAACAUCCAGUACCCUAUUCCUCGUGCUGUGGCCGCCGUAAAAGACAGUUACUCUCAGCUCUUGUAGAUUUUGAUCGUCGUCUUUAUUGUUGCUCUGUUACUGGAAGAAAACGUCGUGAGCACAAACAAUUCACCUUCAGGCUUAUAAGUUCGGUUCCAUUAUUGUACUUUUUUCCAAAAGAUUCGGUGUUCGCAAAAUUUCAGUUCCUCCCAAUGCUAAAGCACUGUUCAUAAAACAUUUAAAAAUUCUGGUCUAUUUUG
Messenger RNA from Meloidogyne enterolobii, 387 nucleotides. The record is from the annotation of a GenBank genome assembly. Lineage: Eukaryota; Metazoa; Nematoda; Chromadorea; Rhabditida; Meloidogynidae.